Chanos chanos (milkfish) is the source of this 3351-nucleotide messenger RNA. RefSeq names its product NACHT, LRR and PYD domains-containing protein 3-like. Gene Ontology annotation, biological process: regulation of apoptotic process. The record is from RefSeq and is a predicted model, not a curated record. Gene Ontology annotation, molecular function: protein binding. Lineage: Eukaryota; Metazoa; Chordata; Actinopteri; Gonorynchiformes; Chanidae. The transcript has 8 exons. The annotation marks the transcript as partial.
AUGCAGACUCUACGUGAAAAGAAGACAAAACUAAUUCAGAUCCUGUCUGCUGAUAUCGGCUUUGUCCUCCAGCAUGUGCAGGAGAAACAACUCAUCACUGACCGUGACUACACGAACCUCAAUGUCUCUUCUCAUAAACAUGAACAGAUUUCUAUCAACUUACUGGACAUACUGAUGAACAAGGAUGAAGAAACAUGUCAGAAAUUCAUCAGUCUAAUGAAGGAGCCUGUUAUUGUGAACCAGUUUCCAGGACUAAAAGAUCUUUUCCCAACUCAGUCUCCAGAACUUACAUCCAAUCAGUCCCUGAGUGCAGUACCAGACAAUCAAGACAUCAGAACCAAACUGAAAUCCAGUCUGAAACGGAAAUAUGGGAGCAUUUUGGAUGGAACAUCAGUAAGAGGCAGGAAAAAGUUCCUGAAUGAUAUCUACACUGAUCUUUACAUAGUGGAGGAUGAGACUGGAGGAGUCAUUCAUGAACAUGAGAUUAUGCAGGCUGAGGCAUCAACUAGGAGAUUUACCACAGAACAAACUCCAAUCACAUGCAGUGACAUUUUCAAAGUCCCAUCUGAUCCAAGUCGAAGAAAGAGAAAAGUGCUGACUAUGGGAAUUCCUGGAGUGGGGAAAACUGUCUCAGUGAACAAAUUCAUACUGGACUGGGCAGAGGGAAAGAACAACCAGGACAUAGACUUUAUUUUUCCACUUCCCUUUCGAGAGCUGAAUUUGAGGAAAGAUAAAAACUACAAUCUGAUAGAGUUGCUUCAUAAAUGUCUUCAAGGUUCUGCUGAAUUGAAGUCUCUUCCAGAUGGUGAUGGUAAAGUCAUGUUCAUUUUUGAUGGACUUGAUGAGUGUCGCUUUCCUCUUGGAUUCAAUGAUGUCGGUGAGGAAAUAGAAGAGGAGGAUAAAGAAGAAAAGAUUGAUCAGAAAACAUCAGUGGGUGGACUAAUAACCAACCUAAUCAAGGCAAAUCUGCUUCCCUCUGCUCUCAUCUGGAUAACCUCCAGACCAGCUGCAGCCCAUCUGAUCCCUCGAGACUACAUUGACCAGGUGACUGAAGUACGAGGAUUCAGUGAUGAACAGAAGGAAGACUACUUUAAGAAGUACAACAGGAAGAACCAGGAUAUGGCCAAAAAAAUGAUCUCACACAUAAAGAAAACAAGAAGCCUCCACAUCAUGUGUCACAUACCAGUCUUCUGCUGGAUAUCAGCCACUGUGCUUCAGCCAAUGCUAGCCAAAGAUACUACUGAAGAACUUCCCACAACUCUGACUAGGAUGUACACACAGUUCCUGAUUUUUGAAACUAAUCAGAUGAAAAAGAAAUAUGACACUGGGCACAUCAUUGUGAAGCUUGGAAAGUUGGCCUUCCUUCAGCUGGAGAAGGGUAAUCUGAUAUUCUAUGAGGAAGACCUGAGAGAGUGUGGCAUGGAUGUCAGUGAGGGUUCAGUGUACUCAGGAUUUUGCACACAGAUAUUCAGUCAAGAGCAGGGAGCCUCUGAGAGGAUGGUGUUCAGCUUUGUUCAUCUGAGUGUUCAAGAAUUCCUUGCUGCAGUCUAUGUGUUUCUUUCGCACUGUAAUGAUGGUGAGAAUGUUCUUUAUCCUGAUCGAAUUUGGUAUACCUUUAAAAGGAAGUCAAAGAACUUAAAUAAACUCCACAGAUGUGCCAUUGACAAGGCAUUACAGAGUGAGAAUGGGCACCUGGAUCUUUUCCUCCGCUUCCUCCUUGGUCUCUCUCUGGAGUCCAAUCAGAGAAACCUGAAAGAUCUACUACCACAAACAGUGAUCAGUGUAGAGAGUGUGGAGAGAACAAUCGACUACAUCAAGACAAAACUCAAUGGAAACAUCUCAUCAGAGAGGAGCAUCAAUCUCCUCUACUGUCUGAGUGAACUGAAGGAUGACUCCCUUGUGCAUGAAAUUCAAAAUUACUUGGGCUCAGGACGUCUCUCAACAGAAAAGCUGUCAUCUGCCCAGUGGUCAGCUCUGGUCUUUGUGCUGCUGAUGUCAGAUGAGACUCAGGAAAAGUUUGAGCUGAAGAAAUACAGAGGAUCACAUGAAGGGUUGAGGAGACUUCUGCCAGUACUGAAAAACACCAAACAGGCUCUACUUGCUGAUUGUAAACUCACUGAACAGUCCUGUGAAGCUGUAGCCUCAGUUCUACAGUCAGUGAACUGUCCCCUGAGAGAACUGGACCUGAGUAACAAUGACCUUCAGGAUUCAGGAGUGAAGAUGCUCUGUGUGGGACUGGAGAAUCCACACUGUAAACUGGAGAUACUGAGACUUUAUAACUGUAAACUCACUGAACAGUCCUGUGAAGCUGUAGCCUCAGUUCUACAGUCAGUAAACUGUCCCCUGAGAGAACUGGACCUGAGUAACAAUGGCCUUCAGGAUUCAGGAGUGAAGAUGCUCUGUGUGGAACUGGAGAAUCCACACUGUAAACUGGAAAUACUGAGACUUGCUCUCUGUAAUCUCACUGAACAGUCCUGUGAAGCUGUAGCCUCAGUUCUACAGUCAGUAAACUGUCCCCUGAGAGAACUGGACCUGAGUAACAAUGACCUUCAGGAUUCAGGAGUGAAGUUGCUCUGUGUGGGACUGAAAAGUCCACACUGUAAACUGGAGAUACUGAGGUUGUCUGGAUGUUUAGUGACAGAGGAAGGCUGUUCUUCUCUGGCUUCAGCUCUGAGUUCAAACCCCUCACACCUGAGAGAACUGGAUCUGAGCUACAAUCACCCAGGAGACUCAGGAGUGAAGCUGCUCUCUGACAUAAAGAAGGAUCCAUGCUGUCAACUGGACACACUCAAGGUGGAUCAUGGAGCAGAGUUCAGGAUCAAACCAGGAUUAAAAAAAUAUGCCUGUGAUCUCACACUGGACCCAGAUACAGUAAACCCAGAUCUCUCUCUGUCUGAGGGGAACAGAAAGGUGACACAUGUUGAAGAGAAUCAGUCGUAUCCUGAUCAUCCAGAGAGAUUUGAUAACUGGUCUCAGGUCAUGUGUAGAGAGAGUCUGACUGGACGCUGUUACUGGGAGACUGAGAGGAGUGGAGGUGCUUUUAUAUCAGUGACAUAUAAAGGAAUCAGGAGGAAAGGAGACAGUGUUGACUGUGUGUUUGGACACAAUGAAAAUUCUUGGAGUCUGUGGUGCUCUGGUAACAGUUACACUGCCCGUCACAGUAAUCAGGAAACUGUUAUACCUGCACCCCCCUCUCACACACACAGAGUAGGAGUGUAUCUGGACUGGUCGUCUGGAACUGUGUCCUUCUACAACGUCUCCUCUGACACACACACACUCACACACAUACACACAUUCCGCUCCACAUUCACUGAGCCCCUCUAUGCAGGGUUUUAUGUUUAUGAUGACUCC